UAUACGUAAACUGUCUUUUAUGUUUAGAACCAUUUUAGAACACAUGUUUUUGUAUAUAACCUAAAAAUUGUCUCAAAACGGUAUCGAAAAUGAGUGACGAUGAAGAAAAUCCUACUAAUUUCCAUGAAAUGGAAUUAGAUGACCGAAUCCUUAAGGCAAUAGCAAAACUUGGAUGGGUAAAACCAACAUUAAUUCAAGAACGUGCAAUUCCAUUACUUCUUGAGGGAAAAGAUGUUUUAGUACGUGCUCGUACUGGAUCCGGAAAAACAGCAGCCUUUUCAAUACCUGUUAUACAGAAAAUAUUAAAUUCCAAACAAACGGCCGUUCAACAAGAUGUAAAAUGUUUAAUAUUGGCUCCAACGAAGGAGCUAUCUAAACAAAUUCAUAAUGUUAUUAUUGAUUUAACGUGUAAAUGUUCGCGUGAAGUGAAAUGUAUUGAUAUUUCACAACAGGUUGAUGUGAACAUACAAAAGCCUUUAUUGAUGGAUAAACCGGAUAUUGUAGUUAGUACACCAGCAAGAGCUUUAAAACAUUUAAAAGCUGGAAAUUUAAAGUUAAAAGAUUCGUUGGAAACAUUAAUUGUGGAUGAAGCUGAUCUAGUAUUUUCGUUUGGAUAUGAAAAUGAAGUUAAAGAAGUUUUAAAAUAUUUGCCGAGCAUCUAUCAGGCUAUUCUCGCAUCUGCUACACUUAGCGAAGAUGUUUUAAGUUUAAAAAAAUUAGUUUUACACAACCCUGUUACAUUAAAAUUAGAAGAACCCGAUUUAGCACCAACAACACAGUUAUCACAUUACCAUUUAGCUGCUGAAGAAUCUGAUAAAGCCGCGAUUUUAUAUUCGUUACUCAAAUUACAUUUAAUUCGUGGAAAAACGAUCAUAUUUGUAAAUACAGUAGAUCGAUGCUACAAACUAAAAUUAUUAUUAGAACAAUUUGGAAUUCCUACAUGUGUUCUAAAUUCCGAAUUACCUGCAACAAUUCGCUGUCAUUCCGUGCAGCAAUUCAAUCAAGGCAUCUACGAUAUUAUAAUCGCAUCCGAUGAGAAAGCUUUGGAAGAACCGUUUAGCGCUGCCGUUCAAAAACAAUCACAGAAGAAAUCAAAACGUAAGAAGGAUAAAGAAUCGGGUGUGUCGCGUGGUAUAGAUUUCCAAAAUGUAUCGAAUGUUAUAAAUUUUGAUUUUCCGUUGGAUGUUAAUUCAUAUGUUCAUCGAGCAGGACGGACUGCUCGUGGAAAUAAUGAAGGAAGUGUUUUAUCGUUUAUGAGUUUAAAAGAACGACCGUUGAUGGAGAAAGUUGAGAAACGUUUAAAAGCUGGUUAUGGAGAUACGGAUGUUUUUAAAGCGUACCAAUUUAAGUUGGAAGAAGUUGAAGCAUUCCGAUAUCGAUGCCGUGAUGCUUGGAAAGCUGUGACCAGAAUUGCUGUACGAGAAGCUCGAUUAAAGGAAAUUAAACAAGAAAUAUUCAACUGUCAAAAAUUGAAGAGUUAUUUUGAAGAUAAUCCAAAAGAUUUACAAGUAUUACGCCACGACAAAGCUUUACAUACAGUUCGAGUUCAACCUCAUUUAGCUGAUGUUCCCGAUUAUAUUGUACCGGAUGCAUUAAAAAAAUUAACACAUAUUACAAAAAAUAAACGCAAACGUACUUUUUCAAGUCGUGGAAAUGCUAAAAACCGGCAGAAACUUAUGAAUCCAUUAUUAACAAUGGAAUUAACGAAAAAGAAAAAAAAAUCAUAAUUUUUGGAUAAACAUUUACGAAACGUGUGGUUAAGUUUUUUGGCAAUGUAUUAUAUUUUUUCAUAA
Messenger RNA from Chrysoperla carnea, 1793 nucleotides. RefSeq names its product probable ATP-dependent RNA helicase DDX56 (gene Hlc). The transcript is spliced from 4 exons. The record is from RefSeq and is a predicted model, not a curated record. The coding region runs from base 90 to 1727 and encodes 545 amino acids. Lineage: Eukaryota; Metazoa; Arthropoda; Insecta; Neuroptera; Chrysopidae. Gene Ontology annotation, molecular function: nucleic acid binding; ATP binding; RNA helicase activity. Gene Ontology annotation, cellular component: nucleolus.